AUGGGGGACCUCUAUAAGACCGCCAUCAAUAUCGCAACUAUAUUCUCAGAAACAGACUCUACGGGCACGAUUCUCAAUAUCAGUGAUUUAUUCUGCAGAGUAUCAGGAUAUGCAAGACAAGAACUGAUUGGCCAGAAUCACCGUCUGAUCAGAUCUCAACACCACCCUACUGCCUUCUACUGCGGCAUUUGGAACACCAUCGCUAAGGGCUCGGUUUGGAGGGGACAGAUAUGCAACAAGGCAAAUGAUGGUGCUCUGUAUUGGCUCUAUUGCACAAUAAUUCCUGUAUUGGCACCAGACGCAUCUUGCUGCGAUGACGACCAGCAACGAAUGGAGGGGCACAAUAAGGACAGUCUCCUGGUCCAGAAGUACAUCUCCGUGUCAUUUGACAUCACUUCACAAAUUGAGAUGAUUGAAAGACUUCAAUUUCAAUCCUCUUAUGACUCUUUAACCGGCCUUCCGAAUCGCAAUUUACUCGUCGAACAUCUAAUGAAGAGGACAUGUUCGACUCAAGGUCUUCACAAAAGUCCCUUUGCCAUUGGCAUGCUUGAUAUGGAUCGCUUUAAGCUCGUCAACGAUACGUACGGUCAUGUUGCCGGGGACAAGGUGUUAAUUGAGACUGCUACGCGAUUAAGACAAUUAUCUCGACAGGAGGACAUAGUGGCUCGAUUGGGCGGUGAUGAGUUCGUUAUUGUGUGGGAUGAUGAUAACGUUAUUAUGAAUAGUGCUUCUGUCUUGCAUCGUAUCGAGCAUGACGAGAUGGAAGGAAACUCCCUUGGUGUUAUUUUGGAUCGGGUAUUUGCUCAACCAUAUUCUUUGGAUGAUGGAAUUUUAUUGGAAAACGUGAGAGGGAGUCUGGGGAUUGCUCUCUAUCCGGACCAUGGGUUGGAUUUUCAGACCCUGCUGAAGCAUGCGGAUCAGGCAAUGUAUCAGGCAAAGUAUCGAGGAGAUCGCGUUUGCGUGUUUAACUGGGAAUUAGAUAGCAAAACAACGGAUUGA
Molecule: messenger RNA, 999 nt
Organism: Penicillium longicatenatum
Lineage: Eukaryota; Fungi; Ascomycota; Eurotiomycetes; Eurotiales; Aspergillaceae
Product: PAS domain-containing protein
Exons: 1
Coding region: 1-999 (332 amino acids)
Source: RefSeq, a predicted model, not a curated record